UCACAGAAGGGUUUGUCCCGAGGCAGGUGAGCAGCCUGCACUUUGCUCUGCUUCGUCAGCUGGGGGGGACGUCUCUGUAGCAGCAAAGAGCUGGGAGUGCUGAUCCAGGUUGAGGGUCAGGCAGGCAUCAGCCGAUGUGGCAGGUGGACUUUGACAGCCGCCUUUGGGGACGGAGAGAGCGCAGGCCAGGUCUGCAAAGCUGUCGGUGGUGGGCACGUUCGAACAGGAAGCUACAAAACUACGAAAAACUAAAUCAAGGAGGAGGAGCUUCACAGCAAGACCCAGAUGGACCCUUGGGUGCCCCCGGGGCAGCCCCAACCAAGAGGGAGGCAUGUAGCCCGGAUGGAGGGCCAGGACAGGUGGCCAUGGGGAGAAGGCUACCACAGACCUCGACCCCAGUCUAGGCAUAAUGGUGAGAGGUAUUACCACCACCAACAGGACCUCAGAACAGGGCCUCAACUGUGGCCAGACCCAUGGAUGGAGUACCACCACCCCAGCUAUCCUGGCAGGCCAGAGGACCAGAUCAGACCAGACUCCAGAGCAGAGUAUUAUGAAAGCAGUUAUCUCACUAGACCAUAUUCAAGGCAAGGCUAUGAGGACCCCUACUGGAGCUACCCAUCGCCAAGCUCUGGGGAAGACUACGCUUACAGAGGUUAUCACAGACCCUCCCAAGUACUGCAGCAUGAGAGAGUGUGCAGAUCCAAGGCACGAAGAUCUUUAUGGCAGGCACAUGAAUUACUGGGAUCAGAACUACUACAGAGACUCCCAUCAUGACCAGGAUACCAGCCCAUUUGGGCAGAACGAUGUGGCACAAUACCGCUCAAAGAGCUACAGCACCUAUGAGGAGAAGUACAUCUCUACUCCCAGGCAGGAACAGAUUGGGGAGGAAGCCCGGGGGAACUGCGUGGAGGAUGCCAGCUUCCAGCCAUAUGAGCUCCCCGCCCCACGUGAGCUCAGCCGGCUCGUGCAGUACAAGGAAUCUGGCCUCAGCUCCAGCAGCUAUGAACUCAGUCAGUACAUGUGCGACUCUCCCAAUCAGUACCACCCAGAUCCUUCAGAGACCUGGAGUCCAGUUCAAACAGAGGAAGUCUUGCUGUCCACUCCGCACCACGUUGCACCCCAGAAGUAUUCCCUCCCUCACGUGCCAGUGUGCUUUGGAGCAGGAGGCCAGCUGGUCCGAGUGUGCCCUAACUCCCCGGCUGAUGGGCAGCCUGCCCUCAUUGAAAUGCACAGCCUGGAGGUAAUCCUUCAUGACACCAAAGAGCAGGAGGAGAUGCGAGCCUUCCCAGGGCCUCUGGUCAGGGAGGAUUUGCACAAGGUGGAUGUGAUGACAUUUUGCCAGCGCAAAGCAGCCAUGAGCUGUGAUUUGGAGACUGAGAGAGGCAGAGACUCAGCCCUGCUCUGGAAACUCUUGGUCCUCCUUUGCCGGCAGAAUGGGUCCAUGGUGGGCUCAGACACAGCUGAGCUGCUGAUGCAAGACUGCAAGCGCCUGGAGAAGUAUAAAAGGCAAGAGCCAGUGGCCAAUCUGAUCAACCUGACCAAUGAAGAGUGGCCAGUGCAGGGCUCUGGGACACCAGACCUCCUCACUGGGGAGAUCCCACCCAGCAUGGAGACACCAGAGCAGAGAGUGGAGAAAUUCACCAAGCUUCUCUUCUAUGGCAGAAAGAAAGAAGCCCUGGACUGGGCCAUGAGAAGCCAGCUGUGGGGUCAUGCCCUAUUCCUGUCAAGCAAGAUGGACCUGAGGACCUACAGCUGGGUUCUAUCUGGGUUCACCAGCACGCUGGCCCUCAACGACCCCCUGCAGACUCUCUUCCAGCUCAUGUCCGGAAGGAUACCUCAGGCAGCUCUGUGCUGUGGGGAUGGCAGGUGGGGAGACUGGAGACCACACCUGGCAGUGAUGCUGUCCAACCAGGUUGGGGACACUGAGCUGAACCACCGGGCCAUUGUCGCCAUGGGAGACACCUUGGCUGGGAGAGGGUUAAUAGAAGCUGCUCACUUCUGCUAUCUAAUGGCGAAUGUCCCUUUUGGUCACUACGGGGUUAAGACAGACCACAUUGUCUUGCUGGGCAGUGACCCCAGUCAGACAUUUGUACAGUUUGCCAAGACGGAAUCUAUCCUAAGGACUGAAAUCUUUGAGUAUUGUCAGAUGCUGGGACAUCCCAAAUCCUUCAUCCUCUCCUUCCAGGUGUAUAAACUCCUUUACGCUGCACGCCUGGCGGACUAUGGUCUCACCUCCCAGGCCUUGCAUUACUGCGAAGGGAUUGGCACAGCUCUGCUAGACCAGACCCAGGCCAGCCAUCCGGUGCUGUUAGAACAGGUUAUCAAGCUUGCAGAGCAGCUGAAGCUCUCUGACCCAUUGCUACUGGAAAGACCUGAGCAGGAACAGAACCUGGAACCCGACUGGCUCGUCCAGCUCCGAGCCCGAGGCCAACAAUGGGAGAAGGAAGGCGACCUCCCCAACUUGGCAUCCGCUCAGCCAGAGCUCUCCAGAGCCAGCGGAUCCACAGCAGACAGAGAUCUCCGUCAUGAGUUUGCACAAAACCCAGGCUACCAGCACAACCUAGAGUUCCAGCAGUAUAACUCCCCUGCUCCUGAGAGGACAGGCCAGUACCAGCCAGGUCUACAGGAGAACGUGUCCUUCCCGCCUGGUGCAUAUUCCAGGGUGGAGGGGUCAGAGCAGGCCAUAGCUUCUGUGCCACCUGAUGCCAUGCAAGAGAAUCGUCCCACAGAGGUCAGCUUUGGGGCAAACCUCUCUCUAGAGGGAAUUUCAAAUGACCAUUCCCCACAGGUCUACCAGCCACCAGGGAGCGCUGUGAGGUUUCAAGGACGCUCCCGGCCCUUUGGGGUUCAGAAGAACAUUCUGGAACAGCAGAGCGUGUUGAAUGCCAGGACCCGAACCGUCUCAGAGAGCUCCACCAUCUCCAUGGAGGAGGACGCCUUGCGACCCCCAGAAGGCACAGGCGAGGGAGUUGCUGUAGAGCGGCCGUCAACGGAGGGGGCAGAGCGAGAAGAGGCAAAGGGCUCAGGGUUUGGCUGGUUCAGUUGGUUUCGAUCAAAGCCCUCCAAGGAGGUGACGCCUUCCAGAGAUGUGUCCGGCCCUGCCCCAGUCUCUGCUGCACUGGGGUCCCAGGAGAAGGAUGCACCAGCCCCACUUCCCUCUCCCCCUCCUCCAGCCACUGGAGCAAGCUCUUCAUCAUCUCACCCUCCUCGCCUGCUUCCGGCUUCCCCCAGCCCUCUCUCCAGAAGCUCAGCUAUGAAUGAAGCUAAAGGCUUGCAGGGCCCCGAUGGCAGGGAAUCAGCAGCCUUUCCUGGGGCUGGAGGCCAGGUGAGGGACGAGGGCAGGCUCUCUCUCCACUGCUGCCUCCCUUGGACUUGGCCAACCCAAGCGGCUCUCACAGCGGCGCUACCCAGCCCAGCCGUGACAAGGCGCUACCCAGCCUGGCCUGUCUACCAAGUCUCCUGUGGAGCAGAGGUUGCAAGAGUCCUUGCCAUGGGGACAGAAACAGACUAUUCAUUUGUACUGAGCCCCUGCCCUUUUUCUGCCCCUUUUCCUCUUUCCCCUAGGAAUGUUGCCAGUACACCUCCCCUUGCAAAGAGCAUCAAUAUUAAGGCUGGGGAGAGGUGGAUUUGCUCCUUUCUGACACUGGGUAUCCAUCAUUUGGCCAAGUGUCUAGUCAGUGAUGAUUGGCUAGUGGAAGGAGUUUUCAGGGAAGUUCCUGUAAGGGGAAAGGUAUAUCGAGGCUGGAUUUCAGAAGAAACAUCCUAUCAGUGAUGUCUCCGAGUCUGGGGAAUUCUUUCCCAAGGACCAUGUUGGAGUCCUCACCUCUUCACUCACUGGAGUCUGGAAUGGCCAAAGCACUGGUGUAUAUAUUGCAGGGAACAAUCCCACAGUGGCCAGGGGUGGGACCCAGGGACUGGCUCUAAACUGCAGAUCUCUUCCAUCAGACAUGUAAUAGCAAUGGUAACAUGAGUAAAUGUAUGUAUGGCCAUUUGACUGGCUGCCAUGCAGGACAUCAGGUGCAGAUUGCAUGUUUGCUCCCAGGCUGGGGAGAGCCAGGAGUGCUGUGAAGACAGUACAUGCAGCUCUGGGUGGGAGCAAGCUCAUGGCAUUUAAAUGCCUCCUCAGGCCAACCGGAGGAGUAAGGUUAAUUGUCUCUGGCGGGAGCAGCAUCCAGCCAAGAGGGGCCAUCGAUCACAACAUAAAGCCAGUGGAGACUGAGAGUGCAUCCUCCCCACAAAACAUCUGCCAUGGGAAUGGUUCAGGGAUGAUUCAAGGGUAGCCAGAGAUUGCAGUGCCUUCACAUUUGUAUAAGAUUCCUGACGAUAAAGGACAUAUUUGUAUGGUCUCUAAUAGCACCUACGCUGCCUUUGUAUUUAAUGUUUUUGGAAAUAAAGUCAAAAUACGUUUA
Messenger RNA from Chrysemys picta bellii (western painted turtle), 4409 nucleotides. NCBI's taxonomy places the organism in Eukaryota, Metazoa, Chordata, Testudines, Emydidae. The record is from RefSeq and is a predicted model, not a curated record.